CUCGAUGUUUCAAUUCCAGAGAUAUGGAGAUCUUAAUGCGGCUCCAUGAGUAAAUUGGUACACAUUUUCAAAUGUGGGUCACUUUGCACUUUGCAGUAUCAAGAUAUCUUAAUAUCCUUCCAGAUCCUUCCUUUCCUUUUAAAAUCUUCAUUUUGUAUAUAGUUCAGUCCCAUAGAUAUGGGGAUCUCAAAGCAGCUCCAUGAGUAAAUAGUUGAAUUUUGAAGUGUGUGUGAAAGGGAAACAGUGAGUUUACAUUAGCUGUCGUACCUGCCGGUCGGGUCUCAUUCCUGACCUGUCUCGGUUUCCUCUAACCCGUCGUCUGUCAGUCUGUACUCAUCAUGGCUCUGUGGAAGAGAAAGCUUCACAUCUCCACCAGACGUAAGCGGAAAGCUCCUCCAGAGGCAGAGAAGACAGAAGUCCUCAGUGAUGAUCUGCUGCAGGUGGAGAAGCGUCUGGAACUAGUUAAGCAGGUGUCUCACAACACACACAAGAAGCUGACCGCAUGUCUCCAGGGUCAGCAGGGUGUGGACGUGGACAAGCGGUCCGUCAGGUCGCCUUCGAAGAAGCUUCCUCUGACGUCUCUGGCUCAGUGUCUGGUGGAAGGAGCCGCUGUUCUGGGUGACGAUUGUCUGCUGGGCAAGAUGCUGAAGAUCUGUGGAGAGACGCAAGACAGACUCGCUCAAGAACUUCAGCUCUUCGAACUCCAGAUCGAGCGAGACGUCGUGGAUCCGCUCUACACUCUCUCUGAGGUUGAAAUUCCCAACAUUCAAAAGCAAAGAAAACAUUUAGCCAAACUGGUACUGGACAUGGAUUCUGCUCGCACACGGUGGCAGCAGUCAUCCAAAUCUUCAACUCUGUCUAAUAAGGAAACGCCAACCGGGGCCAAAGCCGACGCCCUUAGGGAGGAGAUGGAGGAGGCGGCCAAUCGCAUGGAGAUCUGCAGAGAUCAGCUCUCAGCGGACAUGUAUAGUUUCGUGGCCAAAGAAAUUGACUAUGCAAACUACUUCCAGACGUUGAUCGAGGUUCAGGCGGAGUAUCACAGGAAGUCUUUGGAGUUGCUCCAGAACGUUCUCCCUCAGAUUAAAGCUCAACAGGAGUCGUGGGUGGAGAAGCCGUGCUACGGGAAACCGUUAGAGGAACACCUGACUCUGAGCGGGAGAGAAAUCGCCUUCCCCAUCGAAGCGUGUGUGACGGUGCUGCUGGACUGCGGCCUGCAGGAGGAGGGUCUGUUUCGAGUCGCUCCAUCUGCCUCGAAGCUGAAGAAGCUGAAGGCAUCGUUAGACUGCGGUGUGUUGGACUUUCAGGAAUAUUCUGUAGAUCCGCAUGCAAUUGCAGGUGCUCUGAAAUCAUACCUGCGGGAACUGCCCGAACCCCUGCUGACCUUUGACCUGUAUGAGGAGUGGAUCCAGGCAUCAAAUAUUGCGGAUCAGGACAAGCGUCUGCAGGCGCUGCUGUCAACCUGUGAAAGGCUGCCCACUGCAAACAGCAACAACUUCAAGUAUUUGAUUAAAUUUCUUGCCAAGCUGAACGAGUAUCAAGAUUACAAUAAAAUGACACCAGGAAACAUUGCGAUCGUCCUGGGGCCGAACCUGCUGUGGGCGCGUACGGACGGGAACAUUACAGAGAUGAUGACCACAGUCUCGCUGCAGAUAGUUGGGAUCAUUGAGCCGAUCAUCCAGCAUGCUGAUUGGUUCUUCCCUGGAGAGAUCGAGUUUAAUGUCACGGGCAACUACGGCAGCCCCGUCCACACCAAUCACAACGCCAACUACAGCUCCAUGCCGUCGCCUGACAUGGACCAAUCAGAGCGCAGGCAUUCGGACCAGGGCAGACGACCCCUCAGCGUCGCCACCGACAACAUGAUGCUGGAGUUCUACAAGAAAGACGGCAUUAGGAAAAUUCAAAGUAUGGGAGUGCGAGUGAUGGACACUUCCUGGGUGUCUCGGAGAGGUUCCUCGUCAUCCCGUAAGAGCUCGUCAACUCCUCCCAGCGUUCAGCCGCCCAUGCCGCCCUCUGAUUCGCUGAACCCUGAGCAAGCGGGCGACCUCUCCACCUCCCCUUCACAGACUCCGCCCCCCAUCAGUAGCGAUAGGACCAGCUCUGACGAGGUGUCGUCCAAUUGGCCGGACUCCUGUCUCGUCUGCCCCUCCCCUGAGGAGGAGAGGCCGCCCCCUCCAUACCCGUUCUCCUCCUCCUCUUCCUCUUCUUCCUCCUUCUCCUCGUUCUCUCUCCCUCACCCUCGAGCACAGCCCUGUGGGCGUCCCGUCGCUCCCGGUCCCGAGUCCGUUCCUCCCCCGGUGUUCACCCGCUGGUCCGUGUACAGCCCGCCUCCACUCCUCCUGUCGUCCACCUCUCUGGACAUUAACUCCAACCCUAAACCCAGUUUCCUGCACCUGCCCAAACAGGGCUCGUUGCCCGCCGAACCCUCCCUCCUGCACGCGACCCCUCCGCCCGUGUACAUCAAACCCCCGCUCGUUCUGCCCCGCCACGACCCCUGCCAUCCUAACUUUAGCCCUCAUUCUGCUCCGCCGCCGUGGGCCGCCUGCGCCUGUAAUCGAGAGAGAGGACUCAGAGUGCCUAGCACUCAGAAGAAUAAGGAGCCUUCACCUGUGAUUGGUCAAAGAGGAAUUUCACCAACAGCUCCCUCUGGUGGACAGAACCAGCUAUCAGACCAGAGUCCUCACACACUGCGGAAAGUAUCCAAAAAACUGGCCCCCAUCCCUCCCAAGAGUCAGUUUUCUCCGUCCGGCUGCGUGUCGGAUCUGUCUCCGGGUCCGUCUCCAGUGAGUCUGUCACCGACCCCUCCCAGCACCCCGUCAUUAUACAGCUUCAGUUACCCGCAGGGCGGCUCCGCCCUCACCUCGCCCGGACACAGCCACAGCCAGACAGCCACCACGCCCUCGCUCUCGUCCCCGCCGCCGCUGACCGGCACCCUGCCCAAAUCACGGCCCACCCCCAAACCACCCCGGCAGAGACCCAACCUGCCCCCGCCGCAGCCUCCCGGUCCAGGCGGUCUGAGUCCGCAGCCCCUGGAGCACGCGGCGGGCCUGCUGGACGGACUGUCAGCGGCGGAGAGCAUGUCUACAGACUCAUCAUGUGAUUUGGACAUUCCCAUAAUAAGCGUUGAACUGGACGGGAGAUCUGACGGCCCCUACAGGAACUCUGUGUCUCUGCUGGAUUCGGAGGAGGAGUCGGAGAGCACCGCCCUUUGACCCCUGGGAUUCCCCACAAUCCUUUACUCCUCCACCGCACAAAUGAGUUUGUAUAGUACAUCUCCUGUGAUCCGCAGCUCCACAUUAUCCUGCUGUCGCACUGGAUCUGAACAGACGUCAGGACAUCGAUACGCCAGGCUGAUCCGUCUUGUUUGUUUUUUAAUGUUUUUAUAGUUUGUUGUUUGUUUUCUAUUUGCCUUAUCUGAGUUCUUGCACUUUUGCCUUGAAGUUCGUCUAACAUACGUUUGAGUCGCUGCUGGGUGUAAAAAGUCAAAAGUCAGUCGAAUCUCUCUGAUUCAACUCCUUGAGGAGGUUCGUCCACGUGAUUAUUUCCUGGAUUUAAAUUAACGCGAGUGAGAUUGUCUGUUAGAGGCCGUUUGCACACAGUAAAAUCCCCAGAGUUAAAUCAGCUCUGCUCAGAGUACAUAUGGUCCCUCUCUAAAUAGUGUU
Messenger RNA from Megalobrama amblycephala (Wuchang bream), 3659 nucleotides. It is a transcript of the gene arhgap44b, whose product is annotated as Rho GTPase activating protein 44b. Lineage: Eukaryota; Metazoa; Chordata; Actinopteri; Cypriniformes; Xenocyprididae. The coding region runs from base 339 to 3209 and encodes 956 amino acids. Gene Ontology annotation, biological process: modification of dendritic spine; neurotransmitter receptor transport, endosome to postsynaptic membrane; positive regulation of GTPase activity. Gene Ontology annotation, cellular component: presynaptic active zone; dendritic spine; intracellular anatomical structure. The record is from RefSeq and is a predicted model, not a curated record. The transcript is spliced from 22 exons. Gene Ontology annotation, molecular function: protein binding; GTPase activator activity.